UGUUAUUCAUUGUACGAUAAACAUUAUCACUGAUACAGUGUACCGGUUUCCUACAUUUUUUCUUUUCAACGUAUAACAUCAAAGUGUAAAAGUGUUUUAUUUGAAAACAAAUUAGAAUUUCCACUGUGAGCAAUUUCAUUAGAUACAUCUACGUUAGACAAAGUUAUUGUUAUUGAAAAUUUUCCAUAUAAUAGAGUUGAUAAAAUGCCGGGUCGAGAUGAAAGAACUGUGGAAGUGAUUGUGAAUACACCGAAGAGAUCUAUAAGCAACACUAUAGAAUUGUCGCUGUUUCUGAUCAUAGUGGCUACAUCACUAACCAGUGCUGCAGUGAGUAAUAUAGUACUUUACCGCACAUGUGUACACGCUCUCAACUACACUGAAGCAGAAUGCAGACCGUACCUGUCUCCUUUAAAAAACAACGAGACAAGCCACCUAGAGGCUGAAGUUCAAAAAUAUUCUACAUUCGUAAAUACAGUGAAGAUGGUAUUAGAAGCGGUUGUUCCUGCAUUUCUAUCAUUUUUCCUUGGCGCCUGGUCUGAUACGUAUGGACGGAAACCAUUAAUGACUUGGUCACUUUUAGGUGCAGCAAUAACGAGUAUGUUAAUCGUUCUGUUCGGUUUAAUGGAAAAUCUGGGUCCCUGGUGGUACGUAGCCACAAUAAUACCAUUUUCAAUUACUGGUGGUUUUGUGGUAUUGUUUACAGGAGCAUAUUGCUAUGUAAGCGAUAUCGCCUCUAAAGAAAGCACAUCGCUAAGAAUGACUAUGGUUGACGCCACAACCACAUCGGGAACAGUGAUUGGGUCAAUAUUAAGUUCUUACUUGAUACUGUCCUUUGGAAAUGUGUACCUCUUAUUAUUUGCAGCUUCGUUGAAUGUACUCGCUUAUGCGUUUACAAAUGUCUGUAUUAAGGAGUCAUUGAAUGGUGCAUUACAGGGUGGAUCCACCAGGGUGUUAGACCUUUUACUUGUAAAGGAUAUGUUCAGAGAAUCUUUUAAAAGACGACCAAACAACGGGAGGAAGCAAAUUAUAUUAAUAACGAUUUCGAAAUUUAUUCUGGUGUUUAUUACUUAUGGGACAAUUGCGUUGGAGUAUUUGUUCACGAGGCAACAAUUACACUGGUCAUUGCAAGAUUACACGAGAUAUUCAGCCGUCAGUACAUCCAUUUCAUUUGUGGGUGGAUUCCUAGGUGUUAUCGUGGUACAAAAGUUACUACGAAUGGGCGAUAUUACCUUCACCAUAUUAGGAUUAACGACCAGCAUAAUUGAAUAUGUAUUGAAAAUUCUAGCCGUAGAUUGGUGGUAUAUGUACCUGGGUUCCUUUAUUUCUGUAUUCAAAGGGCUAUCAAGUGCGUUACUGAGGUCUUUUAUAAGCAAAACUCUCCCAAGUGAAGAUGUGGCGAAAAUAUUUGCAUUAAUAUGCGCUUUUGAAGGUUUUGCUCCGCUGACAGUGCCUUUAGUUUACAAUACACUUUAUGCUAUGACUGUGGCAAUACUACCGGGUGCGAUAUACAUACUGAGUAUGGUACUCGUGACGGUUACAAUCAUCAUGUUAGGGUUUGUUCAAUACUACCAUUGGCGAGCGAGAGGAAUGCUGUACGAAACAUUUGAUUCUUCAGAUGCUUAAAGAAGCUGCAAUUAUAACAAUAGGAGAAUUCCACUUCUAGACUAAAUUAUGUUUAAUAACAAGUUACUUAUAUCAAUGAUACUGAAGAAAGGACAUGUAAAAUAAUACAGAGUGGACCAUGAAUGAGUUUGAAAGUCAUUUAAAAAUCGUUUGAAAUAUUUAAAUAAUGUUUAUUUACAAGAAAGCUACUAAAAUAUUUGGAUAUUAUUAUUUUAAUUAUGUCAUCUGAAUGACUAAGCGUGUGCCGAAGUUAUCGAAUAUACGCCACAGAGACCGCGAGAUCGCUUACGUCUCUUCCUUAAGUUGACAGUUAUUUGGUUUAUCGAUGUAGACAUGCUUCUCUAAUUCUGUUUAUUAAUGUCCAUUAAGGUGGAAAUCAUAAUCCCACUGAAUCCACA
This is a messenger RNA of Zerene cesonia (dogface butterfly), 2021 nucleotides long. RefSeq names its product proton-coupled folate transporter-like. Gene Ontology annotation, cellular component: membrane. Gene Ontology annotation, molecular function: transmembrane transporter activity. The record is from RefSeq and is a predicted model, not a curated record. The transcript is spliced from 8 exons. The coding region runs from base 205 to 1623 and encodes 472 amino acids. Lineage: Eukaryota; Metazoa; Arthropoda; Insecta; Lepidoptera; Pieridae. Gene Ontology annotation, biological process: transmembrane transport.